Molecule: messenger RNA, 873 nt
Organism: Protopolystoma xenopodis
Lineage: Eukaryota; Metazoa; Platyhelminthes; Monogenea; Polystomatidea; Polystomatidae
Source: the annotation of a GenBank genome assembly
AUGUCUUCGGGUUUAAUAAAGGUUACGACCCGUAAAGGCAGUGUUCAGUAUCUGCAAGAAUGGGAAUCAGAGCCUAGGCGCUGUGUUCAGUCAGGCGGCAUUGUACUUGCUUCUAUGGACCUGAGAAAUAGCGCCUGGAUUCAUACGCCCACUACGGAGCAUGUCGCACGCACUCUUGCAAGUCGAGCUGAGGAGAAUGCUCUUCUCAUCAUCGUUGCAGCCUGCGUAUUUGGCUUCGUCGUGCUCGUAAUUAAUAUGCUGGUGUUCGGCUUUCUCAUCAAGCGCCGACGGCGCCGGCGUCUGCACCGGCAGCAUCGGCUGCUCCACAUUGUUGCGGAUGGUGGUGGUGGUGGCAGUGGGAUUGGCGUCUCUUCGCCCGGAAACCGAGGUCUCGGAGUAGGCGGAGAAGUCAUUGGACUUCCCAGAGCAUUGGGUUUAACUGGAGGAGGCAGCAUAGAUCCGGCUCAUCUGCCAGGUAGCCACUUCACCAUGACGAAUGGGAUGGCGGUACUUCAUUCUGCUCAGAUGGCCUCAUCUUCAGGUUUGCUAUCUAGUCCAGGGAUAGAGACAAAGGGUCCUAACGACCCUCGAAAUUAUACUCACAACUCUCAUGGCCUAUUUUUCCACGAUCGAAGUCAGCAUCAUCAUCAGCAGCAACAUCAGCAUCUACAUCAUCUACAGUCGCAUCAAUGGCAGAGCAAGUCUGGGGAAUUGAUAAAUGAUUACGAGUUGCAAAAUGGGAAACUGAUCUCAGAACCUAAAUCAAAAACUUCCUCUGGUACGAGUGAAGAUGAGUUAUUCUGUUGCCCAAUCGGCAAAAGUCGAGCUAAGCGGAAGCGCGGCAUGCUUUCCGGUGAGUCAAAAGCAUCUUAA